AUGGAAGGUGACAGUGUUAAGCGUGAGGAACUGGAGGGAGCGACAGGCGAGGCUGCUGCUCAGGAGGGCGCAGCAAAGGGGACCACUCCACACGAAACCGCCCCACAGGAAGACGUCUCUGGCAGACUGGCGGAAAUUCUUUCCGUUGCGUCUGAAUGUAUCCAGCCCGAGGAGCUGAAGGCCAGGCUGCUCCUCAAAAGGCGGUUGAUCUGCUACGAUGGGUUCGAGCCAUCCGGCCGGAUGCACAUCGCGCAAGGACUUCUGAAGUGCCAAAUUGUGAACAAGCUAACAAGCAACGGGUGCACGUUCAUCUUUUGGAUCGCCGACUGGUUCGCACAGCUAAACAACAAAAUGUCGGGAGAUUUAAAAAAAAUAAAAAAAGUGGGAAAGUACUUCAUCGAAGUGUGGAAGAGCUGUGGCAUGAACAUGGAAAAUGUUCAGUUCCUAUGGGCAAGUGACGAGAUAAAUAAAAAACCGAACGACUAUUGGUCGUUGGUUAUAGACAUAUCCAAGAGCUUUAACAUUAACAGAAUAAAGAGGUGCUUAAAAAUCAUGGGAAGAUCAGAAGGAGAGGAAAAUUACUGCUCUCAAAUUAUGUACCCUUGCAUGCAGUGUGCAGAUAUAUUUUUUUUAAAUGUAGAUAUUUGCCAGCUAGGAAUUGACCAACGGAAGGUAAACAUGCUAGCUAGGGAAUACUGCGAUAUAAAGAAAAUAAAAAAAAAGCCAAUCAUUUUGUCACAUGAAAUGCUUCCGGGACUUUUGGAAGGACAGGAAAAAAUGUCGAAAAGUGACGAAAAUUCAGCCAUCUUUAUGGAUGACUCUGAGGCAGACGUGAAUAGGAAGAUUAAGAAGGGCUACUGCCCACCCAUGGUCAUUGAAAACAACCCCAUUUUUGCAUACGCCCGGAGUAUCGUGUUUCCGCACUAUAAGGAGUUCGCUCUGCAGCGCAAGGAGAAGAACGGAGGCAACAAGACCUACACCACGAUCGCCGAACUGGAGGCAGACUACCUCAGUGGUGCACUCCACCCCCUCGACCUCAAGGACAACGUUGCCAUCUACCUGAACAAAAUGCUUCAGCCAGUGAGAGACCAUUUCCAGAACGACGCCGAGGCGAAAAGUCUGCUUAACGAAAUCAGAAAGUACAAGGUAACCAAAUGA
Messenger RNA from Plasmodium coatneyi, 1158 nucleotides. RefSeq names its product Tyrosyl-trna synthetase. Gene Ontology annotation, biological process: tRNA aminoacylation for protein translation. Bases 1 to 1158 code for a protein of 385 amino acids. The record is from RefSeq and is a predicted model, not a curated record. Gene Ontology annotation, molecular function: tyrosine-tRNA ligase activity; ATP binding. NCBI's taxonomy places the organism in Eukaryota, Apicomplexa, Aconoidasida, Haemosporida, Plasmodiidae. The transcript is spliced from 3 exons.